This is a messenger RNA of Fulvia fulva, 1260 nucleotides long. RefSeq lists its product as uncharacterized. The record is from RefSeq and is a predicted model, not a curated record. NCBI's taxonomy places the organism in Eukaryota, Fungi, Ascomycota, Dothideomycetes, Mycosphaerellales, Mycosphaerellaceae. The transcript has a single exon. The coding region runs from base 1 to 1260 and encodes 419 amino acids.
AUGGGAAACAUCGCGACCACCAUCACCAAAGGCACCACCGACGAGAUGGCACCUACUCUCAAGCGCACUCGCGACAAUCGCGAUGAUCUGGCUCAGCCACCAACCAAGAAGCCUCGUCUCGAGGAAGGCGGCGACAACAACGCGACAGCUUCUGCGCCUCGAGACCCCCAGCGCACGGGCAAAGACCCGGUGCGCAUACCGCAUCCUCUGCCACCACGGCCACCACAGGCCAGCAAGACUGCCGGUGGCGCGAAGGCGUCUACUACUACAAAGGCGCGCGAGGAGCCAGAGCAUGAGUCGAAGACUGGGCCAGCGGCGACAUCUGACAAGAAGAUGCGCCCCGAGCAACCGGCAAUUAUCACCGCAACGCCAUCUACUGCUGCACCUACAUUCGCCCCCUCCGAUGAGACCGGCCGCGAUUCCAGCGAGUCAACAGCACGCGCUCCCGCCGCCUCGCCAUCCCCACCACAACCUCGCCGCAAGACAGGUUUCCUGGACCUCUCGGCCGAGCUGAGGAACAAAAUCUACCACCAAAACAUGUCGUAUCCUGACGAACCCAGCACUCGCACCGAUAAGAACACCCCAACCGAGCCUACCAUCCUCUCUGUCUGCAAGCAAAUCCGCGCGGAGGCCUCGAAGAUGUACUGGGACAAGCCUUUCGUCUUCAAUGACAUGGGUCUCGCUGCCGACUUCCUGAAGAGCAUCACGCCAGAGAAGCGUGCACUCAUCAAGGACAUCCAGGUCGUCGCUCCAUCACCGGAUCGCGUCGCCGAGCUUACGCUACGUCGCGUCCGUCGAGCACUCAUCGCCUGGAAUAAAGCUUACGCUAGGAAGGGCCUCAAGGAUGGGGUGGCGCGGAUCCAGAUGCAGAUCCACGAAUACAUGAAGGACGAGAAUGGUGUCGAUAUGACUGAUCAUGACGGGAAUAGAAUGAUCGGAGACAAGAAAGUGAUCUGGUGCUCAGCGAGGCCCCUCGACCUGAGGUCUGACGACCAGAAAGCCAAGGACAAGAAGGCUGCAGAUGAGAAGGCUGCUCAGGAGUUGGCCGAGAAGGAGGAAGCCAAGAAGAAGAUGACUCCUCAGGCCCAGUUCGACAAGGCUGACAAGGAAAAGGGGGCAGCCGAGCAGAAGAAGUCCAAGUUUGACCCAGCCAGAGCCGAGGACAUCGAACUCUUCAAGACGGUAAGAACUCACCGGAACGUGUUCGUGAACGUCCGCAAGACGGCGAAGGAUCUCAAGAAAGACGAGGAAGAGAAUUGA